Messenger RNA from Nilaparvata lugens (brown planthopper), 2388 nucleotides. RefSeq names its product hydroxylysine kinase-like. The record is from RefSeq and is a predicted model, not a curated record. NCBI's taxonomy places the organism in Eukaryota, Metazoa, Arthropoda, Insecta, Hemiptera, Delphacidae. The transcript has 8 exons. The coding region runs from base 334 to 1434 and encodes 366 amino acids. Gene Ontology annotation, molecular function: amino acid kinase activity.
AAAUUCUUACAUUGUUCCACCCAAAACAAUAAAAUUUGAUCGUCAGUCAACAUUACACUUACAACUCUGUUGAAAUAUGAGACUGCCUAUUGUUCUGAGUUUGAUGAUAAAGCCAUCAAGUGGCUUUUAAUUAAUUUGUUGUUUUUAUUGAGUGUGCAAGCAGUUGACGACAUUAAAUUGAGAUCGAGAGUGAAACUUCAAUUAGAAACUUCCUCUGCCGCCUUUAUCACUUCAGAUAGUUGUCAGUUGGAUACUGUUGAACUGCUCUUAUCAACUUUAUCUUCGUAAACAUUUGUUGAGACGUAUCUAUGAGAAUCGAAUAUUGAAGGGAAGAUGAGCGAUGAUGUAGUAUGUAACAGUGGGAUGGUACCAAUCAAUCUGAACUCAAAAGAGGCUCAACAACUUGUCGAAAAAUUAUUUGGAUUAUCAGUAAUCGAAUUAAAAUCCCUUGUCUCCUAUGAUGAUAAAAACUACCAUGUUACAGUUUCAAGUAGCGAGAACCCUUUGAUCCCAGAUUUGUGGAAGCAUGGAUAUGUUCUGAAGAUUAUGAACUCUGUCGAUUCAAGAAACAUACCAUUUGUAGAGGCUCAAAAUGAACUCAUGAUAUUUUUAAAUGAAAACAAUGUUUCUACACCAAGACCAGUGAAAAAUGUUGAUGGAAGUUAUCAUUCCAUCUUGGAAGUCAGCCUUGAGGAAGGAGGCUCAGUUAGCUACGUGGUGCGACUUCUAACGUAUCAACCUGGGUUGCUAUUGAAAGAUGUCAAACCAUCAAGUGCCUUAUUCUACAGUAUUGGGCUGUUUGCAGCGAAUUUGGAUCUCAAAAUGAAGGAAUUCAGCCAUGAGGGGUUUUCUUCGAGACGUACCUCUUGGAGCCUGGAGUGUUUACCCCAAGUGAGAAGUCAUCUCUUUGUGCUGAAAGAUGAAGAUAAACUUGGCAUUGUCAAUGAAAUCAUUGAACAAUUCGAGGAGAAUGUAAUUAGUAGGCUAGAAACUUUACAGAAAGGCCCAAUACACGGUGAUCUGAAUGAGCAAAAUAUAAUAGUUGAGAAAACAGAAUCCGAUUAUGAGAUGUGCUCGAUCAUUGACUUCGGGGACUCGCAUGUGUCAGCUUACUUGUUCGAGCUGUCCAUACUGAUGUGCUACCUACUCAUGUUGACACAGUCAGCCGAUGAGGGGAGGGAUGUGGUGGCUGGAUACUCCUAUUUAUUGAAACUACCGGAGGACGAACUCAAACUAUUGAAAGUGUGUAUCUGUGGUCGAUUGGUUCAAAGCUUGGUAUUGGGACUCUACUUUUACUCUAAAAACCCUUCCAACACAUACAUCCUAUGUACCCAGGAGGAAGGUUGGAAACUUUUGAAAAAACUUUGGCAAAUUGACUCGGACACUCUCCAUACUUUGUGGUGUUCCGGAAUUAAUUCAAUCAGAGAAAAUUGAUUGGAUGAUAUCUACUGAAAUAAUUCAAGUAUUAAUAUAGCAAUAAUCUGACGUUUCAAUAGCAAUAACAUUUUAAAAUAUAAGUGAUACACUAGGCUAUAUCUAUAUUAAUUUAUUGAAUACGAUAUAAAUAAAAAUACAUUGAAUUCUAUACAUUUACAGUAGAAAUCCAAUUAUCGGAAUUUGGGAUCGGGCCUCAUUCUGUUACAGUAAUCAAAUUAUUUGAGUUUUCAGACAAAAACAGGAAAUUAAGAAAAAACUUUAUUACAAAUUCUACAUAGCAUUUUUACUUUAAUUAUAACUGUUAAAUACUACACUGUAAGAACUGAACUUUGCUAAAUGAGUGUUAAUGCUCUUUGAAUAGAUCUGAAAUUCGCGGAGAUUUCGCCUAUUUAUAUACGAUGUGAUUUUAAGCGACUCGUAUUUUAAGCGAUUCGGAUUAUCGACAAUUUGGAUAAUUGUACCUCUACUGUAUUCAGAUUGGUCCAAUGUUAACAUUUCAUGAAUAUUGGAAAAAAUAUGUUGAAUGGUAUCCUCGUCUUCUAGUAUAGCCUACUCUCUUGUUGUGAUAUUGUAUUCUACAGAGUGUUUCAGAAGUAGUGUCAAACAUUUUAGGGUAUUGUUCCUAGAUGAUAGGAGACUACAAAUUUCGUAUUUGAAGUGUCCAAAACUCAGCGGUUAUCGUUAUAGCUGCCAUUUUGUUUUUUCACUUAGGAAUUUUCAUCUCAAGAACGAAAUGUUGUAUUGAUCUGAAAUUUGGCAUGAAUAAUAACGCUAUAAAGACUCCACUUUUAAAAAUAAAAUAAAAAAAAUUCAAUGUAAAUAUUCAAAAUUUCGGCCAUUAUAAAAUUUUGAUUGCAAAUUUCACGAAAACCGUUCACUUUACAAAAAAAUUACAAGAGACACAAAAGUUGGCAAAUUUCAUCAAGAUUUCAAGGUUAGGUACCUUAUUUA